GAGGCAUUGGUCAGAUUAGUCCAUUCAUUAUUGUAAAAGAAAAAAUGCCUUUGCUGAUGGAUUUCUUGAUCGUUUUUGUUUCUCAAGGAUUUUUCUUUGGACUUGGUUGGUUAUUUUUCAUGCGAUGGCUGUUCAAAGAUUACGAAGUUCGACAUCACAUCGUGCAGUUCGUGUUUGCAAUCACUUUCAGUUUAUCAUGUACAAUGUUUGAACUGAUCAUUUUCGAAAUCCUGGGCAUUCUGGAACCCAGUUCACGAAUAUUCCAUUGGAAAGUUGGUUUAUAUUCCAUGCUUUUUACGUUGAUUUUUCUUUUGCCGUAUUACAUCUCGUUCUUUAUCGUGAAAACAUUACAUUUUGCUCAUCAUAAAAAAACUGUCAUUUGGCUCGCGACACUCGUCUGGCUUGGCUUCUUGUUCUUAUUCUGGAAAUUGGGAAAUCAAUUUCCUAUAUGGAAUCCAAAGCAUGGGAUGUUUUCAAUAGAGCAAGGCAUCAGUCGUGUUGGUGUAGUUGGAGUCACUGCUAUGGCAAUUCUUUCUGGGUUUGGGGCUGUCAACUGUCCUUAUACUUACAUGGAGUAUUUCAUGAGGCAUGUUACAGAUGGUGAUAUUCUUGCAAUAGAAAGAAAACUGACUCAAACAAUGGACAUAAUUGUCAGAAAAAAGAAAAGGAUUGCUUUAUCAAAACAUCAAAGUCAACGGUUUGCAGCUAAGGAUUCAAAAAUGUCAACAAUCUGGGGUGUUUUCAGCUCUGUAACUGGAGGGUAUGGUGAAAAGACAGGAGCAAUUCAAAAGGAAGUGGAAGCAUUAGAAGAACUCAGUCGGCAACUGUUUUUGGAAAUUGUGGACUUACAACAAACAAGAGCAAGAAUGCAUUUCUCAAAGACUAUCCAGGGUCGAUAUUUCGAUGCUGUGGGACAUAUUUUUUCUGGUUACUGUAUAUGGAAGAUAUUCAUCUCUACUGUUAACAUCAUAUUUGAUCGUGUUGGUAAAGUUGACCCAGUGACACGUGGCAUUGAAAUUACUGUGAAAUAUAUUGGUCUACAAUAUGAUGUGAUGUUUUGGUCCCAGCAGUUCUCAUUUAUUCUAAUAGGAAUUCUAAUUGUUACAUCCACGGGACUUCUAAUAACAAUGACCAAGUUUUUUAACUCUAUUGCCAGUUCAAAGUCUUCCAACAUAAUUGUGUUGUUCCUUGCGGAGAUAAUGGGCAUGUAUUUUGUGUCGUCGGUUCUUCUGAUGCGUAUGAACAUGCCUGAAAAGUAUCGUUUAAUCAUAACAGAAGUUUUGGGUGAUCUUCAGUUCAAUUUUUAUCAUCGAUGGUUUGAUUUGAUAUUUCUUAUCAGUGCUUUGUCGAGCAUUGGUUUUCUUUACUUAGCUCAUCAUCGCCCUGAGAAACAUAUGUACGAUGACUAUAACUAAUUCAAGGAAUGGUGUAGUGUUGAUUUGUUUUUUUGCAACUCAGUGUAGCUAUUAAAACUAAUUAUAUAAGUUAAGGUAGAAAUUAAUAAAUUAUGCAAUGCUGGAAA
Molecule: messenger RNA, 1522 nt
Organism: Xenia sp. Carnegie-2017
Lineage: Eukaryota; Metazoa; Cnidaria; Anthozoa; Malacalcyonacea; Xeniidae
Product: Golgi pH regulator-like
Cellular component (GO): membrane
Source: RefSeq, a predicted model, not a curated record